This is a messenger RNA of Fundulus heteroclitus (mummichog), 2667 nucleotides long. It is a transcript of the gene kiz, whose product is annotated as kizuna centrosomal protein. Gene Ontology annotation, biological process: spindle organization. Bases 108 to 2033 code for a protein of 641 amino acids. Gene Ontology annotation, cellular component: centrosome. The transcript has 12 exons. The record is from RefSeq and is a predicted model, not a curated record. Lineage: Eukaryota; Metazoa; Chordata; Actinopteri; Cyprinodontiformes; Fundulidae.
GCGGUUCUCAUGGCAACCAACGUAAACACAGCCGCCUUUCUCUCUGCCUCCUCUUGUUCUCGUCCUCAUGGUCUCGGCUCUGCCGCGGCUCCAAAGCGGCGGGGAAAAUGUCGGGAUCGACUUGCAGCGAGGAGCGGUUCUAUGCUAAGAUAGCGUCGAUUCAGCAGAGCAUGCACAAAAGUGAGAAGCGCAGACUGGAGCUGGAGAGAGAGCUGUUUACCUACUGCAGAUCAGAUACAAGAAUCUUGCAGAUAAAGUGUUCCAAACUGCGCAGCUAUCUCAAAGAAAUCUGUGGCAGGGAGGCACGAGCGAAAAUGAGAAACCUUGAGCUUAAGAGAGAUGUGGAGUGCAUGGAAAUUAGCAUGAAGGAGUAUAAUUCUGACCAUGGCCCCCUGCAACAAAUAAAGGCUGACUUUUUGAAAAAGAUUUCCAGAAUCACUGAAGGCAGCAGGAAGAUAGAGGAGCCGGAAGCAGCGAAGGUUAAAGCUGUGCAACGCCGGCAGUGGGACAGCAGCAAGAACUUCACGCCAGUGGAAAUUUUUAUGGACCACCAGACCUCCAGGGGCUACGACGCUGAAGCUGCCACCACAAGUGUACACUCACACGGAGCACCGCAGCCUUCGCCCAAUCGCAGCGUGCACCCGCGCGAACGUCUACCAAGUGGCCUUUUGAAGGACUUCAGAGUUGGCAGAGAGGAUGCCGCCGGUAAGCGGGCGCAUUUAUCAGAUGACAUUUCAAGCUCAAACGAUUCCCCUGACGGCUGUAAUUUGAGUGACAAACAUCAAAGAAGAGCGCCGGGGCUGCUCCCAUCUGCCCGUGCCGCAGCAGCCGCAGCUGGUUGUGUGGCUUCUGCAAGUGAUGAUGAACGAGAAGCCUCACCUUCGCUGACCUUGACGGGGUGUGAGGAGAAUCCAUCUCCCUUCAACAGUAACCCUGCGAUGGCUAAGAAUCCCCCUGCAGAACCCAGCGACUCCCAAGAGGUGGCUCGCAAACCUCUCAUAAUGGCAGAUGAAGAGAGAGGUCUUGGCCAUUUGAAGCCUGAAACCACUUUCCGAAAAGAAGCUCAAGAGACAUCAGGAAAAUGUGAGGCUGCUGGUGAACCAAGCUCAGAUGUGCAGUUGUCAGAGAGCAGUUGCAGUGACCUGACAAUUUCUUUGACACAAUCGGAGCUCGAGGAGGAUUUACCAGAGGAGGCAGCAUCAGAGAGAAAUGCCUCUUCCAGAGGAAGUGGCGAUCACACACAGCAUCGUCCUGACUCAUCCGUCCACUCAGACGGGUCUAGGAAGACAGAGCAGUUUAACGGUGAAUCCUCAACUCCAGGGCCGACUUUGAAAAGCCUCUCCCUGGAAGGACUCUUUAAUCUGCUAGACAGCAUCGAAGGGCGACUCCACGGCGAGCAGAGCCGCGUGUACAGAGAUUCUUCAAUAGAUGGAAGACAACUCAAUAGGAUUAUCAGUCUUUGUGACGACGGAGCGGGCUUGAAUGGCGAGGACCUUGAAGCAUGUGGAGCCGUCGUCCUUCACGAGCUUCGGAGGUUGUCAUGGAGCACGGAAAAGGGCUGCGUGCUACCGCCGGAGCUGGUGAGAGCGCGUCCGCCCAGCACUGAGCCUAAUGAAAUAAGCGCCAGCCUCCCUCCCAAUGCUGCUCAGCUGUGGGAUCGCUGGUUCAAGCACGCCCUUGUGCUCAAGGAGAGCCGUGUCCUCAGCACUGAGCGCUUGGUCCAACUGUUCACGCCGCUUCUGCUGGAGCGUGAUGCCGACUACAGCCAGCAGGCCAAAGUGUUGCUGAGGGCACUUCUCUCCCGGUCCAGUGAGGAGGGCCCCUCAGCAGAGGAUGAGAGUGACUCUUCGUCUUUGUGCAAUAAUUCAUCUGCCUUGGCGGACGGAGAUGUGAAGCCCUCCCGAUCGGUACGCACGCAACGUAGCCAAGAACUACAAAGCACUGAAGAGGACAGCCAGGACGAAAGCCCGGUGGAAAGUGGUCCUAUUAGAGUGAAUAAUGGGCUCCUUUACACAAUGGCUGAGGCAGGAUGAUCAAGGUGAAUCCAGGGUCAAAGUCCCACCUGAAGAGCCAUGCCAGUUCUCUCUAAUUAUCUCCGAGAAAACACUAGCCGUGUUUCCAGCCAUGUCCGAAGAAUUCUGGCAGGACUCAUAAUUCGCUGGCCCGGCAUAAUGCGACCGCUUUAAUUGUCAGGGCGCCAGGGUAGGCAGCGCAAAAGAUCUGUCAUCGGUUCUCAUUAUCUUCUAAACAAUGCUCCGGCAGGGCUGGACUUGAAAAAGUACUAGAUGUGACGGCAUCCUGGAAGCAGUUGGUGUGCCCAUCCCUCAGCUCACCUCUGAAAUGUAAAGCCGAUCCAGCAUUACCCGCGGCUGUCGGAUUUCCUACUGGGUUUUUCAUGUGUCUGCAUCCCUAAGGUGCACAGCCUGCAAAAUGAGUCCAGUUUCUAAUCGCUGCACUUAAUCAAAAGAGCUAUAACCAGCUAAAAAAAAAAAAGUGACUAAAGAUUUUGUAAGGAAAAUAUUUAACUGUGCUGAGCAACAUCAGUGUCACAAUCAAAUACCAUGACCUUGGAACUGAGAGUAAUUGCCAGGAGAUGUGUGCCUUUAACCUUAUGUAAAAGCAGUGGCUUUACAAAGGGCUCUGGGAGAUUGCCAUGCUAAGUCAACA